Molecule: messenger RNA, 15089 nt
Organism: Lynx canadensis (Canada lynx)
Lineage: Eukaryota; Metazoa; Chordata; Mammalia; Carnivora; Felidae
Gene: AIMP1
Product: aminoacyl tRNA synthetase complex interacting multifunctional protein 1
Exons: 7
Coding region: 289-1245 (318 amino acids)
Molecular function (GO): tRNA binding
Source: RefSeq, a predicted model, not a curated record
CCGGCGUUUUGCCCCUUACCCAACCGGCGACAAAAUGUAGCUACCAAGGAAGAGGUGCAGAGGAGUUCAAGUUAUUAGCUGAGGAAAUAGAAGACGGACAGUGUGGUGCGGUUACGCCCGGGAAGGGGGCGACAGAAUUUGACGUUAAAUCGGUGGAACGCUCAGGCGUUUGGUGAGGACACCUCGUUGGGUCCUUUCUCACUGCCGUCGGGUGCGGGACGGUGCCCCUAAUUGCUGAAGACUGAGGCUACCCGGUGAAGCUCUCCAGGUUGCUCUGUCCACCGAUUUAUGAUUUUCUGCCGUAUCUUUAAAAAAAUGGCAACUAACGGUGCUGUUCUGAAGAGACUGGAACAGAAGGGUGCAGAAGCAGAUCAAAUUAUUGAAUAUUUAAAGCAGCAAGUUGCUCUUCUUAAGGAGAAAGCAAUUUUGCAGGCAACUUUGAGAGAAGAGAAGAAACUUCGAGUUGAAAAUGCUAAAUUAAAGAAAGAAAUUGAAGAAUUGAAACAAGAGCUAAUUCAGGCAGAACUUCAAAACGGAGUGAAACAAAUACCAUUCCCAUCUGGUACUCCACUGCAAGCUAAUUCCACAGUUUCCGAAAAAGUGAUACAGUCUAUACCAAUGACAACUGUAUCUUCUGGUGCCAAAGAACAGAUAACAGGAGGAAGAGCAGAAGAAAAGAUGAAAGAGAAAAUUGAAAUGAAAGAGAAAAAGGAGAAAAAACAAUCAAUAGCAGGAAGUGCUGACUCUAAGCCAAUAGAUGUUUCUCGUCUGGAUCUUCGAGUUGGUUGUAUCAUUACUGCCAGAAAACAUCCUGAUGCAGAUUCUUUAUAUGUAGAAGAAAUAGAUGUUGGAGAAACAGCCCCAAGAACAGUUGUCAGUGGCCUGGUGAAUCAUGUUCCUCUUGAACAGAUGCAAAAUCGGAUGGUGAUUUUACUUUGUAACCUGAAACCUGCAAAGAUGAGGGGAGUAAUAUCUCAGGCAAUGGUAAUGUGUGCUAGUUCACCUGAGAAGGUUGAAAUCUUGGCACCUCCUACUGGGUCUGUUCCUGGAGACAGAAUUAUUUUUGAUGCUUUUCCUGGAGAGCCUGACAAGGAGCUAAAUCCUAAGAAGAAGAUUUGGGAGCAGAUCCAGCCAGAUCUCAGCACUAAUGAUGAGUGUGUGGCUACAUACAAAGGAGUUCCCUUUGAGGUGAAAGGGAAGGGAGUGUGUAGGGCUCAAACUAUGACCAACAGUGGAAUAAAAUAAAAUAAAAUAAAAUAAAAUAAAAUAAAAUAAAAUACUCAUUUACUGAAAUACAUUGGAGAAAACUUUAAUAACAAUAAAAAGAAAUAUAUUUGUCACUUGUGCCUAAAAUAUAACUGGCUUUUUUAUGUUAUUUCUCUUCUAGACUUGACUAGUUUUUUAAUCAGGUAUAUAUUAUUUUCAGUCAGUUAAAGAAGCACUACAUUUUUACUUACAAUUUUUGCUCCUGUAUAAUGUAGGAAAGAAAUCAAUUAUGUUUUGUGAUUGUUUAUUUUUUAGCAGGGAUGUUGGUUAGCAGAUUAUUUUCUUGAUACAUUUAGAUAACUUGAACUAGAUGAACAUUUAGUUUCCUGUUUGUAGGCACAUGGUACAUGAAAUUUUAAGCCUUUGGAUUUUUAGUAUAUUGUGUGUCUGUAUUAUAAAUGUCCUCUCCUCUUCAAAAGUGACAAGUUGGAAUUUUUGUCAGUCUUAUUAAUUAAUCAUAUUGUAAUAAUAUUGAAAAUGGCCAACUAGAGAGCCAAACAUCAUAAAAGCUAGGAGAUGUGGUACUUCAACAUUAUUGCUGUUGCUUACCAAAGUAAUCAGACCUGUAAAGGUGACUUUUUUUAAGAGUGAAAUUUUCAGUUGUAUACUGAACUUUCUUUCCAUUUGACAAAAUAAUUAGUAAUAAAUUUCAACUAACUAUAAAGAAUAAACAUUUUGCAAAGUGUUGCCAAUACACUUUCCAAUAAAUUGAUGUAAAAGCAGCAGUCUAAAUUUUUUAGUCUAGGUGGUUGUAAAGAUUCUUUGGGUACCUAAUACAAGAUUAAUUAUAGAUUGUUACAUUUUAGAAGAGUAUUUAAAAUCAAUAUAUUUUGCUUUUUCAUGUACCAUCACACUGUCAAUAUGUUAAAAGAAAUUGUUACCAAAGUUAACAUAUAUAUGUAUUAAGGUGUCAAAUGCCUAUUUUCACUCAUCUUACAGAUAUUGUAGGAACAAUGAAAAUUAACUUAGGAAUUAUGAGCUUUCAAGUUCACCAGCCUUGAGAUGAUGACUGAUGAGGGCUACCAAAAAGAAAUGCAUCUCUGGAGGUAGGAGUAUAGAUAUUGUUUGAAAGAAAAAUCAUACAUACAAUAUCUAGCUGCUUAUAGUCUCUAAUCAGAAAGAGAGGCAAAAUAAAUUUAAAACAACCCUGCAUGCCAGCUUAUGAAAGGUAUAAUUAAAUUUCAUUUAUUUAAGUCCAUGGAGUUCUGGUAGGCCAGUUUUAUCUUCUUGCUGAAAAACGAAAUAUUAACAGAGCAUCAAUAGCAACAAUUGACAAGUAAACACAAAUGAAACUCAAAAGUUAUUUUAUACUCAGGAUAAAUUAUUCUUUUGGAAAUAAGACUGUGAUAAAAUCUUUCGUGAUUCUGUAUUUUCUAAUUUUUCCCAAUUAAAUUUCUUUAAAUAUUCUAAUAUAAAUUAAAGAAUGUUUCAACUACUUAGAUAAUUGAAAUAUUUAUUCCCAGGUUUUAAAAUUACAUAAAACAUUAAUCAAGUCAUCAAUGUAGCCCCAUUAUUAGUCAUUGUUUUUACAGGAAAAAGAAUUCUAUUUUAUUUGUCUCACUGGGAUAAGAGAGUUCUUAUGGAAUCAACAACAACAAAAAUGGCAUUGGUAGUGAACUGUACAUAAACCUUUUGGCUUCUGACUAGUAUUCAGCCCUUUAAGGAUUUCAACGGUAGAAGAUAGUGUUAGGUCACAGCCUAAACAGUUGGUGCCUUUCAGCCUCUAUUUAAACCAGAAAAUAAUAAAUUAAUGAAGUUGACCCAAUCACAUGAUGCUUUCUUAAGCAAGAUUGGCCCACUAUCUUACAGUGAAUAUUGGGAGUACUAACUUUUCUUAUAUUUAGAAAUUCCAUGUGUAUUAUUGCUUUGAGAUUAGUCAUUUUCAGGGCAUGUUGAUUUUAAUAUAAAAUUGAAAAUUUUUUCUCCGCCUUGCUUUCACUAAAAGCAUUAGGUACUCUAGGAUACAAGAAUAAGUGCCCACCAAACAGAUAAUUUAUCAUUGCUUUUUAAAAAUAUGUAAAUUUCUAUUUAGACUAUCUACAGAAUAUUCAAAGUAACUCAUUGAAGUUUAAUAAGAAGCAUGUCAGCAAGACAGAGGGUGUGGAUAAGACUGUGUCAAGCAACAUUAGUGAGUUUAACCAGGUCCCAGAGUCUUGGCCUUGGCUUUGCAGGUCCAAAAGCCUGCAUUUGUAGAUGACUGUCAGAGAUGCUAAGAUAUCCAAAGAGCUUAGUAUUGGUUUUGACACCAGAUUAUCUAGUUUUGAUUUCUGGCUGUACAACUUAAAUGCAUAUGUAAGCUAGGGUAACUGUUUAGCCUUUAUGUACUUUAUUCCCCUUGUUUAAGAUGGGUACAGUAAAGUACUUAUCUUAGAGUUGUAAAGAGUGUGGGAGUUUAGUACCUAGAGUACUUAAGACAGUUCCUAUUAUAUAAUAGAUACAUAUCAUGUUGAUAUUAGUUUAUGGUAGAGAUAUUCCUUUUCCAGAAACUAGCGUUCUUGAGAUUUCCUGAGAAGUUAAAUUCUUGUUCAGAACGUUACUCAGUGUAUAUGAAGUGAGCAGAGUAUCUUAAGGAAUAUUUCAUACAGACUGAGGUCCUGUUUUUUAACAGACUCUAUUAUUUUUUUGUACCAGAUAUAGUAUCUGUUACCUUGCUGGAGAUGUUCAUUACUACAUUACUGAAAAUUUCCCACUGAAAUCUGUUGUUUAGAUAUUUAGAUACCAUUCAUGUUCAUUGAUGCCCUGUGACUGGUUUAAUAUUAAUGAUAAAAUUUUAAAUAGUUUUGCAAUUUUCUUAUACUAGGAAGACAAUAUUUCUCACUAUUGUGUUUUAGUUUAUUAUAAAUAGAAGCAAUGCUCUUUCCAAGUUCUUGGUCAGUGGGGAAGCAUAUCACUAUUGCGUGUAACAGGAACAUUAAAAGGAUAUGAAUAUACCUCAGCUUUCCAGGGAAAUUAUAUGUUGUACCUUUAAAAAAAUAAAAAUAUCAGAAGUGCUCAAUACUAAGGGUAUACUUUAGCCACACAAACUGUGACACUCUGAGCAUUAUGCAACAAUGUAAAAAACUAAAACUUUAUCACCAAAAUACCAAAUAAAAACUAUGGAGGCAAAUUAAUGUAACUCAACUAACAAUAAUAUUGCAAAUUACUGUUCUGUGGAGAAACCUUUACUCUCCAAAAUUUCAAUUAAGUAAUAAACCAUGCCCUUUUCUAACAAAAGCUGGGGGAGGGGAGUAUAUUCAUAUUUCUCUGCUAUUAUGGAUUUUUAUUAUAGAAUUAUUAUUAAGAUAUUUAGUGCUUUAUAGCUAACAAAAUAGUUUCACACAUCUUAUCUGUUUCUUAACUCUAUAGAGGUAGACCAGCCAUUUCAUUUACCCUAAAGAACCAACAGAAAAGUUAAAUAAAUGCCUGUGCUUAGUGUAACUAGCUGAAACCUAGAUCUUCUUCCGGCUUUUAACUAAUCCUGUGCUCUUCUCCAUUACAAUAUACUACCUUAUGUGUCACUUAAAUGCCCUGUGGUUUCUUGUAUUUGCAUGAGAAACAACUUUUCUUCUGUUUAAACUUUAGGAAAAGAUAGUGAUAAACUCCCUAAACUGUAGUAGUUCAUGUAAGGAGAUUAGGGUGACUCCUUUAUUGGAUUAUUUAAGAGAUUCUAAAGAGAGAAGUGAGAUCAUUCAUUAAACAUUGCUUUGGAGUGGUUGGUUACAAAGAUAAUUUACCAACUUUCUUCUUUUUGUUGCAGAAGUUCUUAGGAAGAAUCUCUUGGUAAAACAAGGCUGCUGCUGCUGGUAGCAGUUGGCUUGAUUCUAUGAAUAGUGUACUGUUGAGGGCACUGAUCCUGACUGGCCAUCCCAAAAGCCAACCUAUGAGAGAAGUCACUAAGUUCUGAUAGAUAGAUAGAUAGAUAGAUAGAUAGAUAGAUAGAUAGAAGUAAUAUUUAAUUAUUUAAUCCAGGAGCAACUCUGUAGUUACACCUCAUUUGCAGUACUGUUUGGAUGAUAAUCCCAAAAUUUGCAGUGAUAAUGAUGAUAAUCCCAAAAUUUGCAGUGAUAAAUGACAAGAAGGAAGGUAACUGAUGGCUAAUAUACCUCUAUACAAAACCAGACAUUCAGAUACCAACUUGUUGGAAUGAAAAAGAGUGGCUUACACAUUCUUGCUUACUGCACUUUUUAUAGUUCUGGUUUUUCCUUUGGAUAAAUCUUGGCAGAGAUAAUUCAUAGGGGUAUAACUCCAAAAAAAUUUUGGAAAAAGGACCCAGAACAAUGAAAUAAUUGCUGGUUUGAAAGUGAGCCAUCUGGAAUUUCAGAGUGUGAAUUAAUUAUCGUAUAUUAUAUUUUUUCACCCUUAUGUAUUCCCUUGUUUAUUUUUUUUCCUUCCCCUUCCUUACUCCCACCCCCCGCCUAGCAUACACUAUUCCCAAUUCUCUGGAUUUUUUAGUAAAAUAUGUGUGUAAGUGUUAUUUUAUGUCUCCAUCAACAUCAUUUCCUAUCUGGCAGGCUAUUGUCCUUAGCAACAGCAGCAGAAACAAGCCUGGGACUCAAUAAUUGUAAGAAAAAAGAAUAAUCCUUUUUAAUGAAGGAGCUAACUGCUCUUCCUUGCCUUUCCCAUUGCUACAUAAUACCUGAAGAAUUGUUCAAAUAGCAAUUAUUAAUGUCUGCUCAUUUCUGCAAUGGCAUUUUUGUGAGGAGCCUUCAUAUCAAGGUUGCUCUUAACAGUUUUACAUUUGUUUUUGUAAAUUGCCUCAUUAGAAUAUUAUACAUUCCAGUAGAGAAAUGCUCUCAAUACAUAACAUCCACUUAACAUUUCAGCUCUAAGAUUGCAUAUUUGGCUGAUACUUGUUAGUUUAAAACCCAUUCAACUUUUACACCUGGGGAAUGUGGAAAGAACAGUAUAGGAGUUAUCCAAAAUCAACACCACAAUUUGAUUUCUCUUUGAAAAAGAUUUAAGAAGAAUACAAAGUAAAAGUCACUUUUAGAGGUUAACAAAAGAGAAUAGUAAUGUUGGUAAAAAUAACCUUUUUCUAAAACUUCAGUUGUCAUAUGAAAAGAUAACAUUUUCUCUUAAAACAGCACAUAAAUGGAAAACAAAAACUUCAGGUGCUUAUGAAUACAUUUAUUAUUAAAAAUAAGGUUUGAGGAUUUGGGGAAUAGCGAUGUCAUUUAAAAACAUUGGCCUUUUAUAAAGAAUAUACCUGAAUGUGCCUGAGGCACAUUGGUAAUAUGCCUGAAACACAGUAGAACAGAAAAUCUAAACAAAUUCUUAAUGAAAAAUAUGGCAGAGUAUAAACAUAAGUAAAAGCAAAUCUGAAAUUGCUAAUUGAGGUAAUCUAUUUAGAAGAAUAAACCUAGUAAAGGUCAGAGCUAAUGAGUAUUAGGGGUGAAUCACCAAUGUCCCAAGAUGGUAUGUGCUAAUGAGACUCUAAACUCAGCUACACAAAAAUAUCAAGUAUACCAUCGUCCAGUCCUCUAAAAUGUUCAAAACUUUCAAAUACAAAGUUUGGUAGAGAAUUUUGUCUUCCAGGUGAGAAUAGCAUACAGUUUGGGCCUCUGAAGGGACAUGAGGGAAGAUUGCAAAUUAUGGACUAAUGGGAUAGGUGGCAGGACACCAAAGAUGAACUUUCUGGAUAUCAUUUCUUUUACGUAGAGCUAAUUUUGGUCACAUGGUUCUUUUGUCACAAGUUGUAAUUAUCUCCAGUUAUGAUUAGUUUAUUCAAUGGGUACACAUGUACUGUCAUCAAAAAAAAAAAAAAAAGCUAAACAACCCAACUUCAAGUAGAGUACAGCACAGCAACAAGAGGUUCACUGUGGUGUCUCACCAUACUUUUGAUUCAACUACCCUACUACCAACUAACAACUUACUUCUCUACAUGCACUAUGCUGAUUAUUAUGAGGAGUUAGAAUUGCUGCUGCAUAAGGGUACAUGGAAGAACAAGUCUGGAGUUUAAUGCCUCUUGGAUACUGUACUAGAAUUAAGAGUAUAUUAGGGAAAACACACUGACAAGAAAGAUGAGGGAAGAUGGAAACAGUGGUGAGCAAUGGACCUUCUAAUAUUUGUAUAUUAAGUUGAAAGAGAAAAUGAUAAAUUACCAGGAAUGGUCAAUGUAGUUGGUAAGAAAGUACUUUUGAACAGAAGGGGCAAUCUGUCAGGAAAAUCUUGAAUUAAAUGUCUUAGCAAAAUCUGGUAAUAGGGGGAAAGGAGAAGCAUUCCAAAGCCCUCUUUCCUAGGUAGGACAUGGGAAGGAGAUAAGGAUAGGGAGAAAAUGAAAGUGUUCUACAGGUCUUACCUUAGUUGGUGAGGGCAUAAGGCUCUAUGGAAAGAAAGUUCUUAGGGAAGUAGUUGUUACCUUGUCAAACAAAUAGUGCUUGAUUCUGAAUUCAGAAAUAAGGAAAUAAUCCUUAAUGCAUAUCAGAGUAGAACUUUGAAAUUAUCAAGGAUCAGCAAAACUGAUUUGGUAAAGGAAAAGAAAACUGUAAGAAAUACAGUAAUAUAAAAUAAUUAAACAUAAAGUAUGAUGGAGAAACAUCCAAUAUGCUUGCAUGGGAGAAUUUAAUAUCACAAAAUAUUUUUCAUAACACAAGUUUUUUUAAUUAGGAAAAAUCUAAAAAAUACAUAAAUGAAUGCCUGAGAAUAUCUAACAAAAUAUUUUCAAAUAAGAGAAACUUGUUCUAGAUAUCAAGGAAUGAUACAGAGCCAUUUUAAUUAAAUCAUUCUGGUAUCGGCGGUAUAAAAUAGAUAACAGAAAGAAAUAAGAAUCCAGAAUAGAUCCAGAAAUAAAGGAGAUAUCUUUCUCUAUAUAUGUCUACCUACCUCAGUCUGUCUAUCUUCAGUAGGAAAAGGAUGAAUUAUUUAGUAAACUAGAGAAAGUAUAAUUGAUUACCCAUCUGAAAGAAAUGAAACUAAAACCACAUCUUGUAUCAAAUACAGAGAAGUAUAUGAGUAUAAGAAAAUUCACAAAUUUAGUUUGGCAUAAAUUCUCAUGAAGUUAAGGGAUAAAUAAUAGAAGGGAAAAAAUAGCAAUGUGAAAGACAGAUGGAAGACUAAUAUCCGUAGUGUACAGAGAGCUCUUCUAUUUUGCCAAGCAGGGAGUGUUAAAAAAAAUAUUCAGUGACACUUGUUAAAGAUGAUAAGGCAGACUUUAUUCAGGAUUGUGUAGAUAGGUAUAAGUACUACUGCAGUGGGAUGUUAGAGUCGGGAGAGAGAUUGGAUUCAACUCCAGAUAUUGCACAGCCAAGUGUGAGAAUUGACAAGGAUAUGAAUUUACAACCCAAGGAGCAGGGUGGGGAAUCAGUGGUCACUUUGGAGUUGAUGGAGGAUGAGGAACCUGAUCAGAUACUGAGGGUCGAGGGUUCUGGUUUAACUAAUGUAUCAGAAUUCUUGCUAAGACUAGAUUUUACAAGGAAAUGCACAGGCGGGCCUAGAAGACGUUUAAGCCUGACUAAAGUUUUGGUCAAGCAAAGAAUCAUUAUAAGAAGUAAUCCAAUAGGAAAAUGAUAAAAAGGAUAAUGUGAAGAGGCAAUUCAUAGAGGAGCAAAUCUAAAUGAGCAGUGUGCUUAUAAAGAUAGUCUAAUUGAAUAGUAGUUUGGGAAAUGCAAAUUAAGGUAAGAUAAUUUAACAUUUAUCAAACUGGUGUUAGCAGUAGGUAUUUAAGGUGAUAACACCAACUGAUGACAAAAAUAUAGGAAAGGGUACUCAAAUGUUGGUGUAAAUAAAGUUUGUGACACUAUGAAGAGAAACUGGGUAAGAUAUAUUGAAAUUAAAAGGUGUGUAUACCUUAAUCCAGAAACUCCACUCUUGGAAAUAUAACUUACAGGAAAACGUCAAUCUUAUGCACACACACACACACAUGAAUAGUUGUCAGAGCAUGACUCUUGGUGACAAAAACUGGAGUGCACGUCAAUAGAGGAGUAGUUGUACAAAUUGUUAUAAAUACACUGAAAUGUAAAAAAGGAUGAAUUUAAGCUACUUUUUAGAGUUGGAGGAAUUUUUAUGAGGUUGUAUUAAGUGAAAAAAAGAUGUUGUAGAGAGUAUGAUAUGAAAUGUUUUUUAAAAAGGCAAAAGUCCUCCAUGUGUUUGUGUGUACUCCAUGUGUGAUUACUUGGACUAGCAGGAAAAUAUGAAUGGUGCUCUUUGUUGACAUGAACUCUCUCUAAUUGGCUGAUGUGCAUGAAGAGGAGAGAUGGAAGGAGGAGAGAGCUAAAAGCGGACCAAAAAAGCAGAGUAGAAGACUACUGAAAGAAAGUCAAAUAUGUCAUAUCACAAUUAGGGAGUUAUGUAAAUGUACAUAUGUUUAUAUAUAUGUGUGUGUGUGUGUGUGUGUGUGUACACACACAAAUAUAAAACAUAAUUUAGGGGAAAACAUCACAGAAGUCUUCCUCUUUGAAACUGGAGGCACCUUUCCUGUAUUAAUCAGGUUGGCCUCAGAGGUCUUGAACCCCUGAAUGUUCUCCACAACCUAUCUUUCCUGAAACUAGUAUUAUUUAUAUCCUAGAAGAGUUAGCUGAUGUCACAUGAAUGAAAGAUAUGAAGGACUUAAUACCUGAAUUUUCCACUCCCUUCGCCACUCACUUCAGUUUCAGCUUUGCAGCCUCAAAUCUCAUUAUCUGUCACGAAGGGAGCAACCCCUGGGGAAGUGUCAAUUCCUAUUUAGUUCUUAAACUCAGCCCCGUUGUUGGGCCCUGCAGAGAAAUAGAGAUACUGUUUCAAGUUGGAAUUCGAAUUAUGCUUUCACAUAGAAGCAUUUUACAAAUUUUGGUGUUAGGCUUUCUAAUACCAUUUGUGCUAGAGUUCAGGUAAAAUUAAGAAUUAAGUAGGCUUAUGAGGACUAGUCUGGGAGGAUAAUCAUGAGCUACAAUCCUGUUUCUAAUAGGAAAUACAGUGAAUUGCACACUUAAAACAACUUACAAAUUAAUUUCACUAUUUUAGUGAAAGUUUUAUAAAUUAUAAAGCUCAUUUACCAAUGUUAAACAUGAGGAUGAUCCAAUUUUGAUUUGGUGGUAGACUUGGCUAUGAUUGACUAGAAUUAUUUUCCUUCAGUCCUCUCUGCUGCCUUUUAGACCAUCGUCUCUACUAAGCCAACAUGACCAACCUUACAAGGUAGAGGAGGCCUCUUUUUAAGUCCAGGCUUUAUUCUUAUUUGGUUAAUACAGUAAUAUUGUUACCCUUGUUUGUGCUGCAGGGCUUGGCUCUGAAUUUUUACCUAUAUUUCCAACCCUAAAUACGAACCACAGGUUAUAAAAAAGUGGAAAAGAAAGUUAACAUUUAUUGAGCAUCAUUACAGUAACUAUCCAUUAGAUAUUCCAAAUGAGGCCUUUCACAGGAUUAAAUAAUUUUCGUUGUCUAGCAUCAAGUAAUUGGUGGAACUAGUUUUUAAAAUAUAGAUAAUAAUUGAUUCAUCUUAAAUUUCAUUCAAAUAUAUAUACUAAACAGUUUAUGAAUCAAAAGUGUUCAUUGAAUUUUUACAAAGUGAGUACUCAAACUAACCUCCAGAUCAAAAAACUAAAUAUUACCAGACUCUCAGAAGCUGCCCAGUGCAUGCUCACUGUCCCCUCCCCAAGAGUGACCUCUCCUUCUAACAUCAGAGUAGUUUAUAUUACAUCAGUUUUGACUGUUUUUGAACUUUAUACAAAUGGAAUAAUAUAGUAUAUACUGUUUCAUUCAAUUUUAUGUUUGGACAAUUCAUUGGUAUUGUUACAUGUGGUUGUAGUUUGCUCAUUCUCAUUAUUAUAUAAAUACUCCAUUGAAUAUACCUCAAUUUGCUUAUCUAUAUUCCUGUUAAUGGACUUUUGGAUAAUUACUGGUAGCUAUUUGGCUAUUAUGAAUAGUAUUACCAAGAGCAUUCUUGUACAUACAUGUCUUUUAGUGUACAAAUCUACACAUUUCUGCUGGAUAUAUGAUUAUAGGGCAAUUGCUGUGUCAUAGGAUUUGCAUUAGAAGUCUUGUUUCCUUUAAUUUCUUUUUAACAGCCAAACAGUUGUCCAAAGUGGUUAUACCAAUGUACACUCUCAGUAGCAGGCUAUGGGAAUUCUGACAGUCCUCAACCAUUCUGACAAAGGCACUUUUGAAACGAGGUUUCUGACUCUAAAGCCCAAAGCUCUUUUCCCUUUAUCUAAAUUUUAUUUAAAGGUAAGAACUUGGUAACAAUUUUCUUUUAUAAAUUCCAUGAUUCUUUCUAAGAUUUUUAUUCUUUGUUCAUUAAGUGAGUUUCCUUUUUUAUACUGGAAGAUAUAUCUGCGCUGUACAGAAUUUAGCAGGGUUAGCAGUGUAUCGGAGGCCUCAUGCAAGUAUUUAUCUUCACUGAACCCAGCCUCUUCUAUUUUUUCUGCAUGGGUGAAAAGAAUGGCAGUGUAAUUCUUCCAAGAAUGUCCUAGAAGUUCCUGAAAGAGAGAGAAAGUUAAAUGGCUAUUUGCCUUGGCCUAUAUUCCUCAAACACCAGCAAAGGAAUUAUGGUCCAACAUAGGCAACAGAUCUGGAUGUCAUUAUGUUACUAAAAAUUGAUAUAUGCAAUGGAAAGUGAAGAUGGGGUCAAAUAAUGUAAGUAAAUGGAGAAAGAUGGGUGGAUUUUGUUUAAAAAAAGGCUUUAAUUCUCCAUUUCAUUUUGCUCUUACAAUUUAUGUAUACACAAUUUCAGAACUGCAUGUUAUUAAUGCUGCAUAUGAUACAAUUACAUUUAUAACAUUCAGCAAUAAUUUCUACUUGCCUGCCAACCUAGAGCUGUUAGAACCACUGAAUUCCUUUAAGUCAGAGGACUUGGGCCAAGGGAAUUGUCGUAUUCUUUUUGUAGAAAUGUUGUGUUAUCAUGAUAACCAAAAGUGUCUUCUAAGGAUUUGUAAUUAUAUAAUCUGGUUACAAUCUAUUGAUUAGUCAGAUGUCAUACAAUGGAAAAGUUAAGAUCAAAUUACAUUUAGUGAUUUGAAACAGCUACAAAAUAUUAUUGUGAUUCACUCGCAUCCUCUUCACUUCACAUGCUUAGAAUCAAGUCCAAUUUAUCAGAUGACUUCCUCUACUGUGGUUGAAAAACAUUGAAGACUGGUGUUCCUUUGUUUAGUGAUAUAUGGAAGUUGGUUAUAUAAUAAAUUCUUGUUUGAUUGGUGAAAAUAAGCUGAUGUAAAGCAGAAAUGCCAGCAUGUGGCAAAUUGUUCAUAUAAUAUGGAAGGUGUCUAGGAAUAACCAUUUAACUUUUUAAAAUAUUUACAAAGUUAUAUGAAAUCAUGGCAUUGUGAAAGUAAAAUGACAUUCCAUUCAUUCCAAAUAUUCUCAUUAUCAAAAUAUUUUCAAAUCUGCUACCAGUUUAUAAUAGCAGUUUGGAAUUUAGAUCCUCACCAUCAUCUCAAAUAGAAAGUUUAUUAGGGUUUUAUUUAUUUUUGAGUUUUUGGAAAGAUACAAAAUACUUAGGAAUGAACAUAACAAGAAAUAUCCAGGACCUCUAGUAAUCAGAAGGAAGGAAGAACAACUACUAUUUAGUGCUAAAUAUUAUGCUAGGUACUUUACAUGCUUUAUUUAUUUUGAAAUUCAACAUAAUGCUUUGUGGAAGACACUAGUAUUAUUUCCAUUAAAUAUGGAGAAACUGAUGUAUAGAGAGGUUGAAUACAAAUCCAUAGAGGGAUAUCAGGACAAACUGGUUUAAAAAUUCUUGAGAAAAUUGAAAGAUGGUUUGGGAAACUAUUUUCAAUGUAUGUAACAAAUACAGGAUUGGUAUUUAUAAGACUGAAAAACUGAAAAUGAAAGGAAGAGAGAAAAGGGGAGAAGGAAAGGAAGGAAGGGAGGAGGAAGGGAAUAAGGAGUCAAGACAUGUAAAUAAUAGAAAAUACGGCAACUGUGCGACAAUAUAUUUAAACAUCUUGAGACCACGGUUACCAACUAAAUUCCUGGCACAGUCUGGCAUUUAUCAGACUAUUUGUUUACACAUUUAUCUCUCUAACUUGACCAGUAGCUUUUGGAAGGCAGAGUCUAUGCCUUACUAUGUAAGUCAAAGCUUUGGCACAUUGUAAACUCUCACUAGAUACUGGUUGGAUUAAUUUGGAAUGUAGACCUCACUGUCAUCUCAAAUAGAAGGUUUAGGGUUUUAUUUAUUUGUUUUUGAGUCUUUAGUUUUGAAGUUUAAUCUUUGGGACAUAAAGUGGUACUUUCCUAUAAAAUUUCUCUUUUGUUCUGUAGUUCUCAUGGGUUUGCAUGUAGUCUGCAUUUUGUGUUUUAAAUUCAGAAACACUUUUCUCAGUGAGUAAGUCCAAAAUUUUCCUCAUAUCUGUUUAAAAUUUGUCUAUACCAUAGAAUAAUUAUAUAUAUCUAAUUCUAAAAAUGGCCUGCUUGAAGAAAAUCUGAAUUGAAAUUUUAAGAUCAGUACAUUCAAUGAAUAAUUAUUUUUAACAGAUUCUAAACUUUACAAAAGGAUUUUUUAAAAAGUACUUUAGUUGGCAUAUUCUUAUGUGCCUUCAGAACACAAAUUAGCAAAAUCUUAACUAACCUAACUUGUAAAAAAGAUAAUUCUUGUGUAAAUCUAAUAUAUGUGUAAUUUCAACAUCACAUUUUACCUAAAAGUGACAUAGCAAAAUUUGUCAUAUUCAGUAUGUUGUAACAUGUUCCUUGUGAGAGAAGAUCAAAGCAUUGCAAAAUAAACUAGUGUUGUGAGUUGAAUUGUGUACCCACCCCCCUCCAAAUUCAUAUGUUGAAAUCCUAAUACCUCAGAAUGUGACUUUAUUUGACAAUAGGGUCAUUGUGAGUGGGCCUCUAAUCCAAUAUGAUUGGUGUCCUUAUAAAACAGCAAUUUGAACAAAGAUAAGAAUAAAGGGAAAAUGCCAUGUAAACAUAAAGACAGUCAUCCAUAAGCCAAGGACAGACCUCUUGGAUAGAUUCUUUACUUACAGCCUUCAGAAGGAACUAACCCUGCUAACAUUCAUUUCAGACUUCUAGCCUCCAAAUUUAUUGAAAGACAAUAACUUUCUGUUACUUAAAAGCCACCCAGGUAGUGCAGCCUUGUUACAACAGCCCUAGCAAAUUAAUACAAAUGGCUGAAAAAUUAAGGAAGUGCUAAAUAGAUUUAGAUUCUGGGAAUAAAAAGAUUCUUGGGUUAUGUACAUCAGAACCACUUGGGAUGCUUGCUAAAAAUGCAUCAGUAUCUUUAGGGAUGGAUCCUGGGAAUUUGAACUUUAAAAAGAAUUCUAGGUGAUUUAUUCCUUCUGCAAAUAUUUAUUGGGGGUUUACUUUGUUCCAGGGACAAAGAGUGGACCAUGACAGAUAAACUUUCUGCUUAUGUCUAGUGGAGAAUUGUUUGUACUACCUAAACUUAAAACUGAGGAAGAGGGGCAGGCAGGAAAGAAAAUACUUUCAAUUUGGUUUAAUUGCAGGUAUUGUGAUAGAAAAUAUAUUGGUGCUUUAGAGGCAGACAUUUAGCCCAAUUUGGGGUGGAGGUGGAAAGUGAGCGUAGAGGAAGGGGUCAGCAUGAGUUUCUAGCAUGUGAUGAUGCCUUGAGUGUAGGCAUCAAGAAGAGAGUUAUCAGACUGUGAAGACACACCAAGUAAAGAGACUGAUUGAGCAUUAUUGGGAAUUGUAUAGUACUGGGCCUUUAUAAAGUGUAAUUAUUAAUCCUUGAAUGUUCUUAUCUCUGAAAGUUUCUCAAAUUUAGAGCCAGUUCUGAUAUUCACCAAGUACAUGAUUGAUGUGUUUAUAUUGAUUGUUAUGAUAUUGAAAUGUUUAAUUCAAGUUAAUAAAUAGACACCUUAACCUCUUGAGUGCUACCCCCAGGCCUACCCUCUGGGUGUUGGUUGAUGCAUGAACCACAUUUAUCAUUAAAUAUUUUUAAAACAUCACUAUAAUAAAAAUUCAUGCUAAAUAAA